Molecule: messenger RNA, 1050 nt
Organism: Drosophila gunungcola (fruit fly)
Lineage: Eukaryota; Metazoa; Arthropoda; Insecta; Diptera; Drosophilidae
Gene: AIMP1
Product: aminoacyl tRNA synthase complex-interacting multifunctional protein 1
Exons: 2
Coding region: 65-1018 (317 amino acids)
Molecular function (GO): tRNA binding
Source: RefSeq, a predicted model, not a curated record
AUCAAAAAGGCAACCUGUCCGAUGUGCGUCGACGCGACUGUAAGCUGUAAGAAGAAGCAAUGCAAUGCUGCGUAAAACUGCCACGACUGUGGGAUCCGCAUGUAAAAAGUAUUUCACUAAAUUCGAGAAAAACCGGAGAACCAUGGCUGACCUGCAGCUAAUUGCCAGCAACAACGAGCGCGCCGAAGCGCUAAUCAACUCCAUCGAAGCCGAGAUUUCCGGCAUCCAGCAACAACUUGUGGAGCGUCAGAAGCAGGAGCUGAUCAGGGAGAACGCAAAACUGGCCAAGGAGGUGGAGGCCGCUCUGGCCCAACUGGUGCAGCUGGAGCUGAGGAAUGGCAAGAAACAGAUUCCGGUGCCAGGAUCCCGGGGAUUCUGCACCAGUGCGGCACCAGAAGCUCCGUCGGCCGGCGCUCCACCUGCUCCCGCUGCUGAGACCGUCAAGGUAGCCAAAGAGCCCAAGGAGAAGAAGGUCAAGGAAAAGAAACCGGCCGCCGAGAAGCCAGCCGCAGCUCCAGAGGCUCCCGUGGACGUGGGCCGCCUGGACUUGCGCGUGGGAAAGAUAGUGGAGGUGGGUCGUCACCCCGACGCCGACAGCUUGUAUCUGGAGAAGAUCGACUGCGGCGAGGUGGCUCCACGCACCGUGGUGUCCGGCCUGGUGAAGUUUGUGCCCCUAGAGGAGAUGCAGAACCGCCUGGUGGUGGUAAUGUGCAAUCUGAAGCCAGCCAAGAUGCGCGGCGUCACUUCGGAGGCGAUGGUCAUGUGCGCCUCUACGCCCGACAAGGUGGAGGUGCUUAGUCCGCCCGCCGGAGCCGUGCCCGGCGAUCUGGUGCACUGCGAGGGCUAUCCCCGCCAGCCGGACGCCCAGCUUAACCCCAAGAAGAAGAUCUUCGAGGCGUGUGCCCCGGACCUGAUGACCAACGGCGAUCUGGUGGCCUGCUACAAGGGCGCCGCUCUUCAUGUUCCCGGCAAGGGCAACGUUGUGGCCCAAACCCUCAAGAACGUCAAUGUGAAGUGAGCCAAAUAAAAUAAACAUCACCGCCUGCAAAA